GGGGCCACAAAGGUUGUUGGAUCUUUCCUACAGUCUUCCCUUUGUAGCCGUACAUCACCCACCACCCUCACCAACUCGCCUCAUCUUCUACCUAUAUACUUCAACCCCUCCUUUCUCUUCAUCCCCUGUAUCCAUUUUCACAAACCCUUCUCCUAAUACCCUCCAUUUCAUUAACAUUGUUUCUUUCCCUGCAAAAAUGAAGGUAAUUGACAAAAUUCACGAAUCCGCCAAAACUGACAGAGUAGUUUUCUCCUUUGAAUUCUUUCCCCCAAAAACUGAAGAUGGGGUUGAUAAUUUGUUCGAAAGAAUGGAAAGAAUGGUGUCACACAAUCCCUCUUUCUGUGAUAUUACAUGGGGUGCAGGUGGAUCAACAGCAGAUCUGACACUUGAGAUUGCAAACAGAAUGCAGAACAUGGUUUGUGUUGAAACCAUGAUGCAUUUGACUUGUACGAAUAUGCCUGUUGAGAAAAUUGAUCAUGCCCUUGAAACUAUCAAGUCUAAUGGGAUUCAGAAUGUUCUUGCUCUUCGCGGUGAUCCUCCUCAUGGACAAGAUAAGUUUGUUCAAGUUGAAGGUGGUUUUGCCUGUGCCUUAGAUCUGGUAAAACACAUGCGGGCCAAGUAUGGGGACUACUUCGGGAUAACUGUCGCAGGUUACCCAGAGGCACAUCCUGAUGUUAUACCUGCUAGUGGAAUAGCUACACAAGAGACAUAUGAAAAUGACCUUGCCUAUCUCAAAAAGAAGGUUGAUGCUGGAGCUGAUCUCAUUGUAACUCAACUCUUCUAUGAUACUGAUAUUUUCCUCAAGUUUGUCAAUGAUUGUCGUCAAAUUGGGAUAACUUGUCCUAUUGUCCCGGGAAUCAUGCCCAUCAACAAUUAUAAGGGCUUCUUGCGCAUGACUGGUUUUUGCAAAACCAAGAUCCCAGCAGAUAUUACAGCUGCCUUGGAACCGAUUAAGGAUAAUGAAGAAGCUGUCAAAGCUUAUGGAAUUCACCAAGCGACUGAAAUGUGCAAGAAGAUUUUGGCCACUGGCAUUAAGACCUUGCAUCUCUAUACAUUAAACAUGGAGAAAUCAGCACUAGCCAUCUUGAUGAAUCUUGGAUUGAUAGAAGAGUCCAAAAUUUCAAGGCCAUUACCUUGGAGACGUCCUACAAAUGUUUUCCGUGUUAAAGAAGAUGUCCGUCCUAUAUUCUGGGCCAACCGUCCGAAGAGCUACAUUUCAAGGACCAUUGGUUGGGAUGAGUAUCCACAUGGGCGAUGGGGCAAUGCUCAAAAUCCAUCAUAUGGAGCACUUAGUGAUUAUCAGUUCAUGAGGGCACGUUCACGUGAUAAGAAACUUCAAGAGGAAUGGGCUGUUGCUCUCAACAGUGUGGAAGACAUCUAUGGGAGAUUUAUGAACUACUGUCUUGGGAAGCUGAGAAGUUGUCCUUGGUCUGAGUUAGAUGGGCUUCAGCCAGAGACGAAGAUCAUCGAUGAACAUUUGGGUAACAUAAACACGAAAGGUUACUUGACUAUUAACAGCCAACCAGCAGUUAAUGGAGCAAAAUCUGAUGCUCCUUCUAUUGGAUGGGGUGGUCCUGGUGGAUAUGUUUAUCAAAAGGCAUACUUGGAGUUCUUUUGCUCUCACGAGAAGUUGAAUGCUCUUGUCGAAAAAUGCAAGUCUUUCCCCUUCCUUACCUAUAUGGCUGUGAACAAGGAAGGAAACUGGAUUUCUAACGCCAACCAAACCGAUAUCAAUGCGGUGACAUGGGGAGUUUUCCCAGGUAAGGAGAUUGUACAACCAACUGUGGUCGAUCCUGCCAGCUUCAUGGUAUGGAAGGAUGAGGCAUUUGAAAUCUGGUCAAGAGGUUGGGCUCAACUAUACCAAGAGAGUGAUCCAUCAAGAAAAUUACUUGAACAAGUUCAGAACAGUUACUUCUUGGUUAGCCUUGUCGACAACGAUUACAUCAAUGGAGAUUUGUUUGCCAUCUUCAAGGAUAUCUGAAUUUAGCAGCCAUACAGAGCUCUUAAUUAUUUACUCACAGUGAAGUUUCUUCCUUGGAUUUGAGUACACAGUUAUGAUUGUUGUUGUUUUAUGUUCCUGUAACAGGAAUAAUUCAGUGGGAAUCUGUUUCCUUCAUUUUUUAACUGCAAAUUUGAUAUACAUUGUUCCUCAGUCUUUUACAACAAUUAUGAGCAAUCACACCCCUCCUCCCCUGAGCAUCUGUAUACAAUUUUUAAUUUUGCUGUCUAAAUAUAUAGACAUGGCAUUAUUCUUCCA
Messenger RNA from Nicotiana attenuata, 2257 nucleotides. RefSeq names its product probable methylenetetrahydrofolate reductase. Gene Ontology annotation, biological process: tetrahydrofolate interconversion. Gene Ontology annotation, molecular function: FAD binding; methylenetetrahydrofolate reductase [NAD(P)H] activity. The record is from RefSeq and is a predicted model, not a curated record. The transcript has 12 exons. NCBI's taxonomy places the organism in Eukaryota, Viridiplantae, Streptophyta, Magnoliopsida, Solanales, Solanaceae. The coding region runs from base 197 to 1981 and encodes 594 amino acids. Gene Ontology annotation, cellular component: cytosol.